Neurospora tetraspora is the source of this 1899-nucleotide messenger RNA. Its product is annotated as Tetratricopeptide repeat-domain-containing protein. NCBI's taxonomy places the organism in Eukaryota, Fungi, Ascomycota, Sordariomycetes, Sordariales, Sordariaceae. The coding region runs from base 1 to 1899 and encodes 632 amino acids. The transcript is spliced from 10 exons. Gene Ontology annotation, molecular function: protein binding. The record is from RefSeq and is a predicted model, not a curated record.
AUGACAUUUUUUAGAGGAGUAACCCUCACACCAGCAAUGGCGCAAAUUCCAUCCGCAUCUUUUGGACCGCUGAACCAGGGUCUCCAGGUGGGGCAGAGCUACGCACCGAUCAACUUCCACCUGCCGCCGGAGCGACUCGAAACGCCGCCGCCGCCGUUCGCGACCAUUCCUUUCUCCCGCGACCCUGAUUUUGUCGACCGUGGAGACAUUCUCGACCAGAUCGACCAACGAUGUUCGGAGCCGGCCGGCCGUGUGGCCCUAGUGGGCCUCGGUGGCUCGCAACUGGCUAUCGAAUACGCGCACCGAACAGCGGCGAAGGAGCCUGACAGAUGGGUAUUCUGGGUCCAUGCCGGCACACAAGCACGCGUCGAGGAAGGGUUGAAGGCGAUCGCCGAUGCCGUGAAGCUACCAGGCCGGAGGCAGCCGAAGGCCGAUCUUGUGUAUAGCUGGCUGUCGAACGAGCGAAACCGCCGAUGGAUCGUAAUCUUCGACAGCGCCGACGACGUCGACGUGUUCUUCGGCGCUGGCAGUAACCCUAAACGACCUACCUAUCUUCCGCAGAGCCCAAACGGGUCUCUUCUCGUCACAACACGCGAUAAGGAUCUAGCUUAUAGGCUAAUCGGGCCAAUGGCGCAGAAGAGGAAAUUGAGCUUGCUCUCGGACAAGGAUUCAGCAGAGGAGCUUGUACGGGCGCUAGAAUACGUUCCACUAGCUAUCAGCCAGGCGGCGGCCUACAUUCAGAGAAGGUCGCCACGGAGCUCGGUCGAAAAGUAUUUGGCCGAGGGGGAAAGCAAGAGAGCCUGGCUUCUAGGUCAUGACGAGGGCGAGUUUCGGCGAGAGGGAGGGGCUUCGAGUGCGAUCCUUACGACCUGGCAGAUAUCCUUCGAACAUAUCCGCUCUAAGAGAGCUUCGGCGGCAGAUCUGCUCUCACUCAUGAGCUUCUUCGACCGACAAGGCAUUCCGGAGUCAUUGCUAAGGCCGCCUCACAUGGACGGGGCAAUACAGGAGAGGAGAUCCGACGUACAGCACGAUUUGGAAUCCAAUAGUAGCGAUGACGAGAUAAACAACGACGAGACGGACAACGGAUUCGAAGACAAUAUAGCAAUGCUAACAAACUUUUGUCUCGUAACUAGCGGAGACACGUUCGAGAUGCACGGCCUCGUACAGCUGUCGACGAGGACGUGGCUGGAGGCCUGUGGGAGGGAGAAGGAAUUUAAGCAUCAGUUUGUGUCACGGAUAGCCGCGCUGUUCCCACCCGGAGACUACAGUAACUGGGCGACGUGUCAGCGUCUCUUUCCACACGUUGAGAGGGCCGUAGACUACCGACCAGUGGAGAGCAAACUGGAGGAGGCAUGGGCAACGCUGUUAUACAAUGGUGGAUGGUAUGCAGAAUUGCAGGGUAGAUAUGAUGUGGCAGAGCAAAUGGCUCGUAAAUCGAGGAGAAGCCGCAAGGAAAUACUGGGAAGAGAAGACGAGCGAACAUUAGCUAGCACGUCGCUAUGUGCAGAAGUGCUUGGGGAUAAAGGACUAUGGAAGGAGGCUGAGAAGCUGUUUGUGCAGGUGAUGGAGACUCGCAAGGCGAAGCUUGGGGCCGAUCAUCCCUCGACGCUGACGAGCAUGGCCAACCUGGCGUCGACGUAUAGGAACCAAGGCCGGUGGGAGGAGGCCGAGAAGCUGGAUGUGCAGGUGAUGGAGACUCGCAAGGCGAAGCUUGGGGCCGAUCAUCCCUCGACGCUGACCAGCAUGAACAACCUUGCUUUCACGUGGAAUAGUCAAGGUCGACAUGAAGAUGCCCUAGCAUUGAUGCAAGACUGUGUUGAGGCUCGGCAGCGAGUCCUUGGGCCUGAGCACCCUGACACGCUGUCGUCCUUGGCUACUGUGUCGGAAUGGAGUAGCUAG